AUGCCCACUGGAUACGAUGCCUCACGUCCCAGUGCUGUUUUUCUCAAGCUGGGCGCCUGGUGGUCGGGUGCUGGGUACCGUACCGUCCCAUACGCCAUUGGCUCCUGUGCCACACGGAGAGAACAGGCGCGGGGAGCUCUGCGUCAGCAUGUGCUGCAGGAUCUGAAAAAACGGGGACUCCGGGUGCAGGGGUACGGGCUGCCGGCCUCCCUUGCCCGGGCCGAGGGUCCCCGAGGCAGUAGCUCAGUGGUGCUGCCGCCUGCUUCACAAGCGCAAGGUUCCAAGUUCAAUCCCCGGUACCAAGAAAUAAAACGACCCCAAAAAAGAAGUAGACCCUAUAAUACAUGUAUCACCGAGACGCUGCCCACCCUCAGGUACCGCUACUACCAGAACGUGUGCACGCACAGCUACUCCUUCGUGUGGUGGGACUGGGCGCGCUGGGAGCGGGAGAUCGACUGGAUGGCGCUGAACGGCAUCAACCUGGCUCUGGCCUGGAGCGGCCAGGAGGCGAUCUGGCAGCGGGUUCGUGUCCCCGGGGCCCUCGCUGCCCCGCCUGCGGAGGUGGACGAACACUUCACCGGCCCGGCCUUCCUGGCCUGGGGGCGCAUGGGCAACCUGCACGGCUGGGGCGGCCCUCUGCCCCGUGCCUGGCACCUCAAGCAGCUCUACCUACAGCACCGGGUCCUGGACCGGAUGCGUGCGCUGGGCAUGACGCCUGUGUUGCCUGCGUUUGCCGGGCAUGUCCCCAAGGCCAUCACCAGGGUGUUCCCACAGGUCAAUGUCACCCAGCUGGGCAGCUGGGGACACUUCAACUGCUCCUACUCCUGCUCCUUCCUUCUGGCUCCGGGAGACCCCAUCUUCCCCCUCAUCGGGAGCCUCUUCCUGCGAGAGCUAAGCAGGGAGUUCGGCACAGACCACUUCUACGGGGCUGACACUUUCAACGAGAUGCAGCCGCCCUCCUCCAAGCCCGCCUACCUGGCGGCAGCCACUGCUGCAGUGUAUGAGGCCAUGACUGCAGUGGACCCCGAUGCUGUGUGGCUGCUCCAAGGAUGGCUCUUCCAGCACCAGCCUGAGUUCUGGGGCCCGGCCCAGGUGGCGGCGGUGCUGGGGGCCGUGCCACGGGGCCGCCUGCUGGUUCUGGACCUGUUCGCGGAGAACCAGCCUGUCUACACCCGCACAGCCUCCUUCAGGGGUCAGCCUUUCAUCUGGUGCAUGCUGCACAACUUCGGCGGCAACCACGGGCUCUUUGGAGCCAUGGAGGCCGUGAACCGGGGCCCUGCAGCCGCCCGCCUCUUCCCCAACUCCACCAUGGUGGGCACAGGCAUCGCGCCCGAAGGUAUCGGCCAGAACGAGGUAGUCUACGCGCUCAUGGCGGAGCUGGGCUGGCGGAAAGACCCGGUGCCCGAUCUGUCGGCCUGGGUGGCCCGCUUUGCAGUGCGGCGGUAUGGGGUGGCCCAGCCGGACGCUGUGGCGGCCUGGAGACUUCUGCUCCGCAGCGUCUACAACUGCUCAGGCGAAGCCUGCCGUGGCCACAACCGCAGCCCGCUGGUCAGGCGGCCGUCCCUGCACAUGAACACCACCGUCUGGUACAACAGAUCCGACGUGUUUGAGGCCUGGCGGCUGCUGCUCAGGGCCACACCCAACCUGACCUCCAGCCAGGCCUUCCGCUACGACCUGCUGGACGUCACCCGCCAGGGCCUGCAGGAGCUGGUCAGCCUGUACUAUGAGGAGGCACGGGCGGCCUACCUGCACCAGGAGCCGGAGGGGCUACUGAGGGCUGGGGGUGUCCUGGCCUACAAGCUCCUGCCCGCACUGGAUGAGGUGCUGGCCAGUGACCGCCGCUUCCUGCUGGGCAGCUGGCUGGAGCAGGCCCGGGCGGUGGCUGUGAGCGCAGCCGAGGCCGACCUAUAUGAGCGGAACGGCCGCUACCAGCUGACCUUGUGGGGACCAGAAGGGAACGUCCUGGACUACGCCAACAAGCAGCUGGCAGGGCUGGUGGCCGACUACUAUGCGCCCCGCUGGCGGCUCUUUGUGGAGACCCUGGCCAACAGCCUGGCCAGGGGUGUCCCUUUCCAGCAGCACCAGUUUGACAGUGACGCCUUCCAGCUGGAGCAGGCCUUCGUCCUGAGCAAAAAGAAGUACCCUGGCCAGCCCCGGGGUGACACUGUGCAGCUGGCCAGGAGCAUCUUCCUCAAGUUCGCCCCCCGGAAGGUGGCCAGCACCGGGUGACGGUGACACCACAAGACCAUGGUUCCCUGGACUGGGCCUGACCAGCAUCCCGGGGACUUGGUUCUGGGAGGAAGGACUGAGGUCUGGCUCAGGGGUGUGGGUGCCUUGGAGAGGAGGGGGCUUCCUCCCCGGCCACCCCAAUUUGGGAUUAAAGUGCUGUUUUCUGUCACUUGAUAACUGCAGUCGGCCUGGUCUGUCCAAAGGAGUUCACUGAAUGGCCUCUGUGAGGACUGGGUUCUCCACCUGUGCCAGUUUCCCGUUUUUCAUGCUAACCCGUGGCAUGUGAACAGAGUGCCCUUUCACAGCACAGCAGCAAACCCUGACGCCCGUAAUUGUGGUUCAAGGAACUCAGUGCCCCAGGGUCCCACGCUCCCUACAAGGCCACCCCACCCUCUCACCACACCUGGACAGUUUGAGGCCACAGUCAACACUGUUUGUUCCUUGAUUUUGACCCAGAGCUGGGUGGGCUGCCCUGCUCAGGGACGGUGGAGUGGCCUUGAGAUUGCAGGCAGACACAACAAGGGGCAGGCACAGCGGGGAUAUCAGGACCCGCUGCUGAGCCCCAGAGCCCUGCACCAUGCA
Molecule: messenger RNA, 2811 nt
Organism: Fukomys damarensis (Damara mole-rat)
Lineage: Eukaryota; Metazoa; Chordata; Mammalia; Rodentia; Bathyergidae
Gene: Naglu
Product: N-acetyl-alpha-glucosaminidase
Exons: 8
Coding region: 1-2229 (742 amino acids)
Source: RefSeq, a predicted model, not a curated record